AGCCGGUAUCGAGAGGAGGGGGUAUACGGUCGGUCAGGACUGGAUUGCGUAGACUACAAUAUAAGGCUAACUUUAACAUGAAUAAAUAGGGGCUUAUAUUCAUCGUGUUUAAAAUAAGAAACAAAUAUUACUUGUAGAAAACGCCGACCAAACAGAGACAAACCCCUCCUCUCUCGUAGACUAUUUAUCUGUCGACGCAUCUAUUCUGCACAUUCUCCUAUGUUGUUCUAGGCGGAGGAAUGGAAAACUGCGUUCAAAUCCAUAUUUGUAGAUAAAUAAAUGGGUGAUUACGUUUUGGUUUAUUACAGACAGCGACCAUUGGACACCGCUCUACUCUCCUCGACGGACGCGCUCUAAGAUCGGCUCCUCCUCUUCUCCGGUUUCCAUCCGCCAGUUGCGCCCCGGCUCGCCCUUGGUCUCGCACAGUAGCGUCGCCGCCUUGUCCCCACUGUUCCUGUCAGUUGCUGCGCAUCAGCAAAACAUGCAGGAUGAGCCUGUGGGGGUGACAACCGAACAACGACCCCCGCCAACAGAGGAAAAGUAGUACAGCAAAACAACACAAUCAAUAAAACCGGGAUACAGCAACCAAAUGAAACCAACAACCAGCUGGGAGCCCUCACUUCCAACUACAACCACCUGAACCAGAAUCCAGAUUUUACCGAUUUUGGUCAAGAUCAUUUUUGCCCGACACAGUCUAUCUUUGACCUUCAGCACGACUGGAAAAUACAUCAGCUAGCUGAGUUUGGAUGCACUGAGURGCCCCUACCUCAAGGAAAAUUCAGUCACCUGCCGCUGAGGCAGCCUUUCACCGCUCAAGUCUCCACCAAACCCGAGUGCAGCACAGACUCCAGCCCCGGACGAAUCAGCGGCUCGCCAGUGUCGCCAGUGGGAGAGGUUGAAGCCGAUGUGGAGACUGCCGCGUCGCCAUCGCCCACUUCCGUAAAUCCAAACAAGGUUAAGAUCCAAAUGGACUCCCUCAUCACCCAUCAUAUAAAUAACGGCAAUGGCAGUGGCACCGGCAAUAUGUUGGCCGGAAGUCUAGGGGGCGGUUUUCCAAACCUCCAGAACCAAGAGAUGCAGAACCCGAGUGGCGGCUCAGCUUCACCUCCACUCCAUGGAUUCGGAACCCCGUGGUCGGUUCAGACCAGCUCCCCACCACCCGUCUCCAACUCGGCCAACCCUAUCCACCACGCAAACGCGAUUAAUCAGAUGGCUCAUACCGACCCAGACAACAGUUUUUAUCCUGGUAUCCCCUCCUCCAUCAACCCAGCCUUCUUCCAGAGUUUUUCUCCGGUGUCGGCUAAUCCGUGCCCCGGGAUUAACGUGCAGGGCUUCACCAGUCCGUUCUCGCACCAGAUCAACGCCCCUCAGCAGACGCAGCAGAGCCGCCGGUCCCCAGUCAGCCCCCAGAUGCACCCCCAGCACCAGCAAGGCGUCUUCCUGCAGCAGAGGAACAACUACAACCAUCACCACCAGCCGAUGGUGAAGCAAUCUCCCUGGGGGGGCAGUCACCAGGGGAGUGGUUGGAGUUCUGGUGGUAUGUCCUGGGGUCGGGACCACCGUCGUGGUGGAGGCAUGGGCAUCCCGGGCUCUGUCAGCCAGGUUUCCCCCAUGAAGAAGCCCUUCUCCAGUAACGUCAUUGCACCUCCCAAGUUCCCCCGCUCCGCCGGCUCCAUGGGCCCCAAGUCCUGGAUGGAGGAGAACAUGUUCCGAACAGACAGUAACAGUAACACGCUUAUGCCUCUCCAGGAUCGAUCUAGAAUGUACGACAGUCUAAACAUGCACUCACUGGAAAGCUCUCUGAUUGACAUCAUGCGGGCGGAGCAGGAUCCAAUGAAGGGCCGUGUGGGAUGCCCUCACCCCGGAGCCGACGGCCUGCUCAUGCUCAAUGCAAGGAGCUAUGGGAGACGUCGAGGCCGCUCGUCCCUGUUCCCCAUUGAAGACAGCCUCCUUGAUGACGGGCACGGUAACCAGGGCGUCCAAGGGCUUGACACUAACUGUUACCCCCACCCAAACGGGGAGCGCAUUGAGCGUUUCUCCCGCAAAGUGUUUGUGGGCGGCCUGCCCCCUGACAUAGAUGAAGAUGAGAUCACCAACAGUUUCCGUCGCUUUGGCCACCUGGUGGUGGACUGGCCACACAAGGCUGAGAGCAAAUCCUACUUCCCCCCGAAAGGUUACGCCUURCUGCUGUUCCAGGAGGAGAGCUCAGUGCAGGCUCUGAUCGAGGCCUGCAUGGAGGAGGACGGCAAGCUCUACCUCUGUGUCUCCAGCCCCACCAUCAAAGACAAGCCUGUCCAGAUUCGUCCAUGGAACCUGAGUGACAGUGACUUUGUGAUGGAUGGCUCUCAGGCUCUGGAUCCUCGAAAGACCAUCUUCGUAGGAGGCGUUCCCCGCCCUCUCAGAGCAGUGGAGUUGGCCAUGAUUAUGGACCGUCUCUAUGGGGGGGUCUGCUACGCUGGCAUCGACACCGAUCCAGAGCUCAAGUACCCAAAAGGGGCGGGGCGCGUGGCCUUCUCCAAUCAGCAGAGUUACAUCGCUGCUAUCAGCGCCAGAUUCGUCCAGCUGCAACAUGGAGACAUUGACAAGCGGGUGGAGGUGAAGCCCUAUGUUCUGGAUGAUCAGCUUUGUGAUGAGUGCCAGGGGGCACGUUGUGGGGGGAAGUUUGCCCCUUUCUUCUGCGCCAACGUGACCUGCCUGCAGUACUACUGUGAGUUCUGCUGGGCUAACAUCCACUCCCGCGCCGGCCGAGAGUUCCACAAGCCGCUGGUCAAAGAGGGUGCUGACCGCCCAAGGCAGAUUCACUUCCGCUGGAACUGAAGAGAAACGCGAUCAUAUGUCACUAUGGAAACAUGGUCAGAAGCAACAGUCAAGGAUGAGAGACAUCGCCAGGCAGGAAAAAGUGNCAU
Messenger RNA from Salvelinus sp. IW2-2015, 2906 nucleotides. The record is from RefSeq and is a predicted model, not a curated record. NCBI's taxonomy places the organism in Eukaryota, Metazoa, Chordata, Actinopteri, Salmoniformes, Salmonidae.